CGGCGGCCCGCGACGGAACCAUGUCGCUGGCGUUCGAUGAGUUCGGGCGACCGUUCAUCAUCAUCAAGGAACAAGGAGCGAAAACGCGCGUGCGCGGGAUCGAUGCUCAGAAAGCGAACAUCGCGGCGGCGAAGAGCGUCGCUCGAACGCUUCGGUCUUCGCUCGGGCCAAAGGGUAUGGAUAAGAUUUUACAGUCUGGCGACGGCGACAUCACGAUAACAAAUGAUGGAGCGACUAUUUUGGAUCAAAUGGAAGUCGAACAUGAGAUCGGUAAGCUCAUGGUUGAGCUGUCCAAGUCGCAGGACUACGAGAUCGGUGAUGGGACGACCGGCGUGGUGGUUUUAGCGGGCGCGCUGUUGGAGCAAGCCGAGUCACUUCUUGACCGCGGUAUCCAUCCCCUUCGAAUCGCGGAAGGCUACGAGAUGGCGUCCAAGGUGGCGACAAAGGAGCUGGCAAGAAUCAGCGAAAAGUUCGAAUUCGAUGCGGAGAAUAUCGAACCGUUAAUUCAAACGUGUAUGACGACGCUGAGUAGUAAGAUUGUGAACCGGUGCAAGCGCGAAAUGGCAGAGAUUUGCGUGAAGGCUGUGAUGGCGGUGGCCGACUUAGAACGUAAGGAUGUGAACUUAGACUUGAUUAAGGUUGAAGGCAAGGUGGGCGGCAAGCUAGAAGAUACCAUGUUGGUGAACGGUAUCGUGUUGGACAAGGACAUCAGCCACCCGCAGAUGGCGAAGGAGAUUAAGGACGCAAAGAUCGCCAUCUUGACUUGCCCUUUUGAGCCGCCAAAGCCGAAGACGAAGCACAAGAUUGAAAUCGACACGGCGGAAAAGUACGAGGAGCUCCGUCAGCAAGAAGAAAAGUACUUUAACGACAUGGUGAAGCAAUGCAAGGACUGUGGCGCGACGCUCGUCAUUUGCCAGUGGGGUUUUGAUGACGAGGCAAAUUCGAUGCUCAUGCAGCAAAAGCUUCCCGCCAUUCGCUGGGUCGGUGGUGUCGAGCUUGAGCUUUUGGCUAUCGCCACUGGCGGUCGUAUCGUACCGCGAUUCACGGAGUUAACGCCAGAGAAACUCGGUUCAGCGGGCAUGGUGAAGGAGGUUUCGUUUGGAACGACUAAGGAACGCAUGGUAAUCAUUGAAGACUGCGCCGCGAGCAAAGCGGUCACAGUCUUCGUGCGCGGCGGCAACAAAAUGAUGGUUGAUGAAACGAAGCGUUCUCUGCAUGACGCGAUCUGUGUUGCUCGCAACUUGGUUCGAUCGAACAACAUUGUGUACGGCGGCGGUUCUGCUGAAGUUGCGUGCGCAAUCGCCGUCGAGGAGGAAGCCGACAAGAUUCCAAGCGUCGAGCAAUACGCCAUGCGCGCCUUCGCGGACGCUCUUGACGCUGUUCCGAACGCUUUGGCCGAAAACAGCGGCCUUCCUCCGAUCGAGAGCGUGGCCACGAUCAAGGCGCAGCAAUUGAAGGACAAGAAUCCGUUCCUCGGCGUCGACUGCAAAGAAAUUGGCACCAACGACAUGAAGUCUCAGGGCGUGUUCGAGACUCUCAUCGGCAAGCAGCAACAAAUUUUGCUCGCCACGCAAGUCGUCAAGCUCAUUCUCAAGAUUGACGACGUAAUCUUAGCGGGAGAAGGGCAGUAG
Ostreococcus lucimarinus CCE9901 is the source of this 1631-nucleotide messenger RNA. RefSeq lists its product with no specific name. Gene Ontology annotation, cellular component: chaperonin-containing T-complex. NCBI's taxonomy places the organism in Eukaryota, Viridiplantae, Chlorophyta, Mamiellophyceae, Mamiellales, Bathycoccaceae. The coding region runs from base 21 to 1631 and encodes 536 amino acids. Gene Ontology annotation, molecular function: ATP binding; ATP-dependent protein folding chaperone; ATP hydrolysis activity. The record is from RefSeq and is a predicted model, not a curated record. Gene Ontology annotation, biological process: protein folding. The transcript is spliced from 4 exons.